UUUUAUUUAUAUUUUCCUCCUUUAAAUUGUUCUAGCCUUGUAGUGGGGUAUAUAGUAUUUAAAAAGGAGAGAGAGAGAGAGAGAACAAGUUGGAACAAAAAUGUCACUGGAUUCGGCAUCUGAACGUGUUUGUUAUGUUCACUGCAACUUCUGCAGCACCAUUUUAGCGGUUAGUGUUCCAUACAACAGUUUGUUCAAAAUUGUGACUGUUCGAUGUGGGCAUUGUGCCAAUCUGCUGUCUGUAAAUAUGGGAACUUCACUUCAAACAGUUCCUAUUCAAAAUGCUCAGUUGCAGAAACAGCAGACCAUAAACAUUGAUGAAGAUCAUCCAAAUAAGGACCAUGGAUCUUCUUCAAAGUGCAGCAAGCAGUUUUCUGCAUUUGAGUCAGCAGAACAAGAAGCACAAAGAAUGCCUCCUAUUCGCCCCCCUGAGAAGAGACAACGUGUUCCUUCUGCGUAUAACAGGUUCAUUAAGGAGGAAAUCCAAAGGAUUAAGGCUAGUAACCCAGAUAUCAGCCAUAGGGAAGCUUUCAGCACUGCAGCAAAAAAUUGGGCACAUUUUCCACACAUUCACUUUGGGCUAAACAAUCAAGCAAAAGUGGAGCAGUCAUUUGCAGAUCAGGCUGCUCAAAAGUCUAACCGUUACUACUGAACACACAAUGCCAACUUUACCAGUAGAAGCCGGUCGUCUUCUUCAUCAAUAAUAUUAUAUACAUAAAUACAUAUAUAAUAUGUGUUUUAAUUACAAAAAGGAAUUGAGAUUUGGAUGAAGCUCUCCUAAACUAUAUUGCUAGGAAAGGCCUAACCUUGCUAUUGUUUGU
Messenger RNA from Hibiscus syriacus, 821 nucleotides. Its product is annotated as putative axial regulator YABBY 2. Gene Ontology annotation, cellular component: nucleus. The transcript has 8 exons. NCBI's taxonomy places the organism in Eukaryota, Viridiplantae, Streptophyta, Magnoliopsida, Malvales, Malvaceae. The coding region runs from base 101 to 652 and encodes 183 amino acids. The record is from RefSeq and is a predicted model, not a curated record. Gene Ontology annotation, biological process: multicellular organism development; cell fate commitment.